Harpia harpyja (harpy eagle) is the source of this 9537-nucleotide messenger RNA. RefSeq names its product ATPase copper transporting alpha (gene ATP7A). Bases 1399 to 5895 code for a protein of 1498 amino acids. Gene Ontology annotation, biological process: copper ion homeostasis; monoatomic cation transport. Lineage: Eukaryota; Metazoa; Chordata; Aves; Accipitriformes; Accipitridae. Gene Ontology annotation, molecular function: ATP binding; P-type divalent copper transporter activity; ATP hydrolysis activity. Gene Ontology annotation, cellular component: membrane. The record is from RefSeq and is a predicted model, not a curated record. The transcript is spliced from 24 exons.
CCGAGAAAGACUUACAGUGAAUUUGCAUACACAAGUCGCUGAGCCUUUUCUCCAAGGUCGUUUUUUUCAAAUCCGAGCUGCUUAACUUGUACUUCUGAAACAUCUUACUUAGGGUUUUGCCUUGUGAUGGCAGCACUCUGUGCACAAGUAGAUUUUCCAAUGUUUUCAUUGAAAACAUAGGGUAAAUAUUCUGGAAGAGGGAAAAUAGUUGUUUACGAUGCUUUGGGGUGAAAUCUCGGGAAAACAAGCAAGAGCAAACCUAGCUUAAAUAUUGCUUCUCUAUAUCCACGUUCUGGAAAUUGUGCGUAAUUAUUGUUAGUGUAAAGUUCCUUAAAAUCUUUUAUGCAGGCACCAAAGAUUGCAUUUCUGUACUUAAAUGCUUGCUGAAUUGUAUUUGUGGAUGUAAAUAGACCAAGAAAUCUUUUUUUCUGUUUGGUAAUGUGGAAGUUAGUCACGUGUAUUACGAUGCACUGUGUGAGCACAAACACAAUUUGAUUAGAAGUUAAUACUUAUUCUGUAUUUUAUUGUAGAGAAAAGACCUGAAGCUUUUUUCCUUCCCAGGUGGCAAACCAGGAAGGUAAAAGCUAGCGUUACAUGUCGUUUACUCUUCUUCUUAUUUUCAUUUGUAUAAUGUAUUCCACAUUGUUCAGCCUUGCAUUUUGAGACUAAGCUCAAAAAUGAGGAGCCCCAGUUGGCAUUGGUAUGCUCAUAUAACAAGGGUUUAUAAAUUAUAUUCUGUUCCUAAUAUUUGCUGUGAUUCUUCCAGGGGAACGUUGUUGUUUUCCAAAAAUUUGACUUGAAGAGGUAGUGGAAGGACACAAGUAAAAGGAUUUGCUAAGAAUUUGUCUCAAGUAUUAUAAACUGUUGUUAGAAGUGAAGUAGAACAUUUUCCAUGUGUACUGUUUUUUUCAUCCAGCUUGUAUGGAAAUAAAGUCCCUCAGAGCAAUUGCCAUAGUCUGCUGACCAAGCAAGACUUGUCAAAAGUCUUGAGCAACAUGAAUUACAACCUAGAGUAUCACGUAGCUGCAACAGAUAUUUAUUAUAGAUGUGCAGUUUCUCCCUCAAUGAUUAAGCCUCAUAUAUCUAGUCAUGCUUUCAAAUGUAUCAUCUGUUUGCCAAUGAACAUAAUAAAACCUUCUUCUUUCGUAUUGGACCAGAUCUCCUGUAACCCAUUCUCCAGCGCUUCUGUAAGCCCAAGGAUGAGAUGAUACAGCUUCUUCCUUUCAUGCUGUCCUUUGAUCUUUUUCAUAGGUCUUUGCAGACUUUUAGGACAGUUUCAGUCAGAGGAUUUCUACCAGGAAGCACUUGUAAGGGAGGCAGAGCGUUGGAAAUGAAAUGGAAUAUAACAAGGUAGAAUACUGUCUCAGGUCAAUGAGAAGACUUGAGUAGAAUUUCACAAUGGAGGCAAAAUCCAUAGUCAUCGGUGUGGAGGGGAUGACAUGCAAUUCCUGUGUUCAAACCAUUGAACAGCAUGUCGGGAAGAUGAAUGGCAUCCAUAACAUUAAAGUAUCUCUAGAGGAUAAGAAUGCAGUCGUCAUUUAUGACUCAAAACUGCAGACUCCAGCAACACUGCAGGAAGCAAUAUAUGACAUGGGAUUUGAUGCUACAUUAGCUGAUUCAAACCCACAACCUGUUUUACCUGACACUAUUUUUCUUGCAAUUCCUACUCAGUCAGCUCUAACGUCUAAACAGAUUUGUAGUACACUUCUAAAGAACAAAGGUAUCUUGGAUGUUAAAUUGUCCUCCGAUCAAAAAACUGCAGUGGUGACUUUCAUUUCUUCCAUUAUAAAUGGCAAGCAGAUUAUGCAAAUGGUCCCAGGAGUAGAUUUGAGUACCUCUGCACCAGAGGUAACGCCUGGAACUUGUGAAGAUUCCAGCUGGUCUCAAGCAAGUAGCGUUGUGCUGCGCCUGAAAGUAGAGGGGAUGACCUGUCACUCCUGCACCAGCACCAUUGAGGGGAAGAUUGGCAAAUUGCAAGGAAUUCAGCGGAUUAAAGUGUCCCUGGACAAUCGGGAAGCUGUUGUUGUCUACCAGCCUCAUCUAAUUACAGCAGAAGAAAUAAAACAUCAAAUUGAAGCUGCGGGUUUCACAGCAUCUUUCAAAAAGCAGCCUAGACCCCUCAAGCUCAGUGCUAUUGACCUGGAAAGGUUGAGGAAUACUCAGAUCAAAGGCUCGGAGACAGCACUGAAAGAAAACUCAAAUGUGAAUGAUACAAAGACAAUUGUCUUCAGAAUUGAUGGCAUGCACUGCCGUUCAUGUGUCCUCAAUAUUCAGAGUACCGUAUCAGCACUCCCAUCAGUAACAAGUAUAGUUGUUUCAUUAGAGAAGAAAUCUGCUAUUAUAAACUAUAACCCAAACUUAGUUAGCAUAGACGUACUGAGAAAAGCCAUAGAGGCAGUGUCUCCAGAGACAUUUAAAGUCAGCCUUCCUGACGAGUAUGAAAAUGUAGCACUUUUCUCCACGCUGGCUUCUCCACUGAAGUCUCCUCAUCCUGCUUUGAAGGAUGCUAGCCAGCCACUUACUCAAGUUGUUGUGAUAAAUAUUGAGGGAAUGACUUGCAACUCUUGUGUGCAGUCCAUUGAGGGAGUCAUAUCCCAAAAGGCAGGUGUAAAAUCUAUUCAUGUGUCUCUCUCAAAUUGUAAUGCGACUAUAGAAUAUGACCCUCUGCAAACAUGCCCAGAAGACUUGCGAUCCUCAAUAGAGGAUAUGGGAUUUGAUGCUUCUUUAUCAGCAAAGGCAGAACUACCUGUGGGAAUAGCUCAGCCCUCAGCGGAAGUGCAGCUGGAAUCUCACAAAACCGAGCCUCCUUCCAAAGUGUCACCAGCCCACCUUGCUAGACAAGAGACAAAGACUAUAUCAAAGUGCUACGUCCAAGUCACAGGAAUGACAUGUGCUUCAUGUGUAGCCAACAUUGAGAGAAACUUGAGAAGAGAAGACGGAAUACAUUCAAUACUUGUUGCCCUCAUGGCAGGAAAGGCAGAAGUGAGGUAUAAUCCUGCUGUCAUCCACCCUUCAGCUAUUGCAGAGCUCAUACGGGAACUGGGAUUUGGAGCUACCGUGAUGGAAAACUGUGGUGAAGGAGAUGGAAUUCUGGAACUUGUUGUGAGAGGAAUGACAUGUGCUUCUUGUGUACACAAAAUAGAAUCCACCCUCAUGAAGACUAAUGGUGUUUUAUACUGCUCAGUAGCUCUUGCAACCAACAAAGCACACAUUAAAUACGAUCCUGAAAUUAUAGGUCCUCGAGAUGUUAUACAAGUGAUAAAGGAUUUGGGUUUCACUCCUUCGUUAGUCAAAAAAGAUAGAUCUGCUAGUCAUCUAGAUCACAAACAGGAAAUAAGGCAGUGGAAAAGGUCUUUUGUCGUGAGUCUUGUUUUCUGUAUUCCUGUCAUGGGGCUGAUGAUUUACAUGAUGGUUAUGGACAGUCAGCUUGCAGAUGCUCGUGCACAUCACAACAUGAGCAAUGAGGAAAUGGAGGCCCUUCACUCCUCUAUGGUCCUGGAAUACCAGCUCCUACCAGGAUUGUCUGUUAUGAAUUUUCUGUCAUUUUUACUCUGUGUCCCUGUACAGAUGUUUGGAGGCUGGCACUUCUAUAUACAGGCAUACAAAGCACUGAAGCACAAAACUGCAAAUAUGGACGUGCUCAUUGUUUUGGCAACCUCCAUUGCAUUUGUCUACUCGUUUGUUAUUCUUCUAGUUGCAAUGGCUGAGAAAGCAAAAGUGAACCCUGUAACUUUCUUUGACACACCUCCUAUGCUGUUUGUGUUCAUCUCUUUGGGCCGGUGGCUAGAGCAUGUUGCAAAGGGUAAAACAUCAGAAGCACUGGCAAGACUAAUUUCAUUACAAGCUACUGAAGCUACUAUUGUUACCUUGGGCCCUGAUAACGUUCUUUUAAGUGAAGAGCAAGUUGAUGUCGAACUGGUUCAACGAGGUGACAUUGUCAAAGUGAUCCCAGGAGGCAAAUUCCCAGUGGAUGGUCAUGUUAUUGAAGGACACUCUAUGGUAGACGAAUCUCUUAUCACAGGUGAAGCGAUGCCUGUGACUAAAAAACCUGGCAAUACAGUUAUUGCAGGUUCCAUUAAUCAGAAUGGAUCACUACUGAUUUCAGCAACCCAUGUUGGAGCUGAUACAACUCUUUCCCAAAUUGUUAAACUUGUGGAGGAGGCCCAGACCUCAAAGGCUCCUAUCCAGCAAUUUGCAGACAAACUUAGUGGCUACUUCGUUCCUUCUAUUGUGGCUGUCUCUGUGGUUACCCUUUUUGCCUGGAUUAUAAUUGGAUUUGUGGAUUUUGAAAUAGUAGAAAAAUACUUUCUGGGUUACAAUAAGAGCAUUUCUGCAGCCGAAGUGAUAAUCCGCUUUGCUUUCCAAGCCUCUAUCACAGUCUUGUGCAUUGCAUGCCCCUGUUCUCUGGGAUUAGCCACCCCGACAGCUGUGAUGGUUGGUACUGGAGUAGGAGCUCAGAACGGCAUACUGAUCAAAGGAGGAGAGCCGUUAGAGAUGGCACAUAAGGUAAAGGUGGUUGUAUUUGACAAAACAGGUACUAUUACUCAUGGGACUCCAGAAGUGAUGCAGGUGAAGUUUCUAGUGGAGAGUAACCAGCUACCACAUAAUAAAAUGCUGGCGAUCGUGGGGACUGCAGAGAGUAAUAGCGAGCAUCCUCUUGGAGUAGCAAUAACAAAAUACUGCAAAAAGGAACUGGAAUCAGAAACCCUUGGGACGUGUACAGAUUUUCAGGUAGUUCCAGGCUGCGGCAUUAGUUGUAAAGUCACCAAUAUUGAAGCAUUACUCUACAGGAAAAAUGAAAUGGUUGAAGAAAACAAUAUUAAAAAUGUGACACUUGUGAAAAUUGAGGAAAAUAGAGACGAAUCGGUGCAGCCUGCUUUGAUUAUUGAUGCUGAACUACCAACUACUCUGACUUCUCAAAAAUACUCUGUUCUCAUUGGGAACCGGGAAUGGAUGAAUAGAAAUGGCCUCCUUGUUAAAAAUGAAGUUGAUAAAGCCAUGACGGAACAUGAGCGGAGAGGUCGCACAGCAGUUCUAGCAGCUGUUGAUGGAGUGCUUUGUGGCUUGAUAGCUAUUGCUGAUACUGUGAAACCAGAAGCUGAGCUGGCAGUCCACACUUUGAAGAGUAUGGGAUUAGAAGUUGUCCUAAUGACUGGUGACAACAGCAAAACAGCAAGAUCUAUUGCCUCUCAGGUUGGCAUCACCAAAGUGUUCGCAGAGGUUCUUCCCUCCCACAAAGUAGCCAAAGUGAAACAGUUACAAGACGAAGGAAAACGGGUGGCUAUGGUUGGAGAUGGUAUCAAUGACUCCCCAGCUCUUGCUAUGGCCAAUGUGGGAAUUGCUAUCGGCACGGGUACUGAUGUAGCCAUUGAGGCAGCUGAUGUGGUUCUAAUUAGGGAUGACUUGAUGGAUGUGGUAGCAAGUAUAGAUUUAUCAAGGAAAACUGUGAAAAGGAUCCGGAUCAACUUUGUCUUUGCUCUAAUUUAUAAUCUCAUUGGAGUUCCCAUAGCUGCUGGUGUCUUCCUGCCCAUUGGUUUGGUUUUGCAGCCCUGGAUGGGAUCUGCAGCAAUGGCUGCCUCCUCUGUUUCUGUUGUGCUUUCUUCUUUGCUGUUAAAGAUGUACCAGAAACCAAGUGCUGAGAAACUCGAGUUUCGGGCCCGUGGCCAAAUGAGGCACAAGAGCCCAUCGCAAAUCAGUGUCCACAUUGGAAUUGAUGAGACUGGCACAGGCUCUCCUAAACUGAGCUUAAUGGAUCAAAUCAUCAAUUACAGUAGAGCUUCCAUAAAUUCUCUCUUUUCAGACAAGCGUUCAGUGAACAGCAUAGUUCUUAACGAACCAGAUAAGCAUUCACUUUUGGUUGGAGAUUUUGGAGAAGAUGAUGACACAGCAUUAUGAAGGGCUUGCCCCUUCCCUCCCACCCCUGCUAAGCAAAAAAAAAAAAAAAACAAAACCCAAAACUGAAGCAAGAUGAAGAAACAACCAAAACACCUGUCUAGAAGUCUGUGCAUGUACUGAUCAUUUCUGGAGGUCUUUUCAGAUGUAUUUCUUCUUUAAUGUAGAAAGCUAGUUUUUGCAGUGACUUUCCAGGGUCAUUGUUUUUUGGGGAGGGGGGGGGUGGUUUUUUUUUAAACUAGACUUACCAAAAACAAUGGUGCAUGGGCUGUUAAUGCUUGCAAACAGGGCCAUGUCACCCUUCCAUGAAGCUUGCAGUAUAGGAUUUUUGGGGCAAAAUGUCAAAAUACAAUUAAGGAAACUAAGGAACCACAAACUUACUGCCCAGCCUUAUAACAGGCUACUUUAUGCAUGGUCAAGUUUAGUUACCGUGUUAAAAAACUAUAAAUUACUGCAUCUGCCAAAUACUGACGGUUCUGUGUUUGCAGAUAAGUGUGCCUUACUUCAAAACUUCCAGGACCCCUCUUGUUUCCAUAGCCUGUCUUCUACCAGAAAUGGUUCCUCUCAAAUGCCUUUUCUUUUCACAACCAUCUUCUGGUUCCAGCUUUUCACACUCCUAGUUUCAAAUCAUCUCACCAUUUGUGAUCUGGCCUCCUGUGAGGUAGAAGUAACCGAGAGGUUUUGGGUUUGCUUUCUAACAUCAUACCCAUAUUUAACUCUAUACAUUCAUGCCCCACUACACUCCUACUAAGAUUGUCUACUUGAAGGUUGAAUGGGUUGGGAGGUUUGCUCUUUCCCAACCUCUCCUGAGCCAAAAAAUCCUGCAACAUCUCAAUACGAUAUGAAUGUGAUGUGGCAUUAGCCAAAAUGUAUAGCUUUUAAGAACGCAGCAAUGUAGUUAGUGCUCACUGCCAAUAUCUGCUAGCACUCUGUAAAUGAACCAGAAUAGUUUGGACUGGUGUCACACAGACUGCCUUUAAAAUCUUUACAGUUCAGUCUUUGCAGGUAUCUAACAACAUCAAAGAAUUUAUUAUGUGUCAGAUACUGCGCUAACAUCAGUUGCUUGUGAAGAUAAGUGUCUGUAUACCAGGAAUGGUCCAGGCUUUGUGAAUUAAGACAGUCUUCAUUUGUUACUGAAGUGAAAUACCAAAAUACAGGUUUUGAUCAUGAAAUCAUUAAUAUUAAAAAUAUUCUCAAUGAGAAAUAAAGGUGUUCAUCACCCAGUGGCUAGCUACCUGUUUGUCACUUAAUAAACCUUGUUCUUUAAAUCCUCUGCUGAGGUGGCUAUCUGAAGCAGUUACUAGGUUUGAUAAUGUUGAAUUACAUUAUGAAAUACAGUCUGUGGUGUAAACAUGUAAUUCCAAUUUGUGCUUAUAGAAGAGAAAUAGUCAGUUUGGAGUACGGUGAAGAGUUGUCUAUAAUGUUCAAUUUUUUAACUUGAAGUCUAAUGUCAGUGCAUAGAUUUUGUAUAUAAAAAGUCGUAAGUAAAUAGCUUUUGCAUUUUAUCUGAGAACUACCAGAAAAAUACCAGUGUAUGAAAACAGAAGAGUUGUGCUGUGGAAUAUGUUGUUAGUAAAUCAGUGUACUUGUUAUAUUGCAGUGAGGAGAACAACAUAAUCUGUUGCCGCCGCUAGUUUAAGAAACAAAAUAUUUCUGUUGCCCGAUUUUGGUUCUUAGUAUCUCUACAUGAGUAUAGAUUGGGGUUUUUUUUAAAUUAGAUUAUAGCUAUAUGUAUAUAUUGUAGUGUUAAAGAAAUGCUGAGAUACAUUACUGCAAAGCCAUUCUGUAAGAUGAUGUUCUCGGUUUUCAACAACAAAACUGUUUUUUACAAAGCAGAUAGUUAUCUAAAAACUGUUUGAUCGUGUUAUGAUGGUUUUGUAGUGCUUCAUAACCAUGCAAACUGUUUCCAAAGAUUUCAGUUUUCUUGUUUAUCCACACUUAUUCUUGGUGGUGCUCUUGGCAAGAUUCCACAGCUGAAAGGGAAGUAUGCCACAUAUUUUUGUCUGGACUGUGCUGAUGGGUGGUCUUAAUUGUGAAGACACAAGGCAGAUCCUAGUGUGCUUUCAGAUGGGAGUUUCACUACUGCAGGUGUUGGUGAUGGUGUAUAUGUCAUGUAAAUGACAGACAUCAUGCUCUUACUGCAGGAAAUAGAGUAGUAAUUUAGGGUUAAAUUCCUGGUUGGUAGAUAAAACAGCAUGAAGAAUUUGUUUAAAUUAUUUCUGAAUAUAUUUUUAGGGCGCUUUGGCUUUGACCUUUUGUUGUCCAGAUUGUGCAUAGGUUGAAUGUCUACAGUGAAACGCUGGCUUUAUCACCAACUUUUUCCCAAUACAGAUGUUUUUCUAGGCUUUUCCAUUUUCUGUGAAACCUGGCAUUUGAUCCAGUUACACAAAAAUAAGGCUACUUUUGAAAACCAGGAUAAUUAGUGAGGUGCAGAGAUGAUUAUUGGGGAAUAAGGAACAGUGAAAUGCUGGCUGGGAGGGAAUGGGAUAGCAGCUUUUAAGUACAGAUGGAGGAUCAAACUUGAGAGAGAGGAAAUGACUGAGCUAAAGAUCAGUGUUAGCCCAAGAAUGAAUGGGUGUCAAGUGGUUGUGGUAAAUCUAGGCUUGAACUGAGAUGAAGCGCUUUAACUAUAACAGCUAUCAGGUUCUGAGACGGCUUCUGCUAGAGCUAGUAUGGGUGGAAACCAAAUUGCUCUCGUCUUUCUGAAAGAGGCUUGUAUGAAGUGACGCCAGCAAAAGCCGUAGUCAGCACUUACUGACCCAGGAAGCCCCUUUCAAUCUAGUUUUCCUCUUUAGGAAAGUCUAUCUGGACUUGUCUUUUGAACUUCAAUUUAGUACACAGUACACUUGAGUAAUGUAUAAUUGAUUAAAAAAUACAGAGUCCAGAUCUUUGAAAAUAGUUUGUCUGUCCAACACCCACCCCCCCGCCAAAGGUGUGAUACUGACUUACAGAAUGUUUAUCUUGUGAUAAAAAUAUUAUAUAAGGUGCUUUAUGUUGAAGAACCAAAAUAUUUUUCGGUUUCAAUGUACAGUACAAGUGAAAUAGUGUGGGAGCUAAAUGUUUUCCCAAAUGUAAAUGUUUUUAUAUGUAAAUAUGUUACUCCUGUUGGAGACAGUUUGGAUUCAGAAAUUUAAAAUAUCACUUGGAAACACACAGUUACAAAUGAAAUUGUUAUUACUAGUUUGUCUAUUUUAUUGUAUACUGUAACUAGCUAUUUAUAAAACCUGUCCUUUAUUUAAAAAACAAAGUACAUAUGCUCGAGGCUUUAAAAAUUGCUCUUUGAAUCUUACCAAUAAACUUUUACAAGACUAGACACUUGAAUGUGUGAAAAAGAAUGUGAAGCUGACAAAACACAACGGAAGCAAGCAAGCAUUUUUAUUUAUUAAAAACUAUGUUUAUUGUUUUGCUUAGAACUUCCAAUGAAAUGGUAUAAACUUGAGAUUUUUUUUUUUUAUUCAAUUUUGGUAUGAAGAAUGGAGAAAUGAAUGCUGUUCCGGAAUGUUAAUUUAGUGCUGUUAUAUUUCUUUACAUCUAGAAACAGAUAGUCUCACAUCUCCUAUUCUUCUAAGACUGUGCCUCCAUCAUUACAAUGGCAAUUAUAAGCUAUAUAAUAAAAAUGUAACAUCCGAAGACUGUUUUAAAUCA